AUGGAUAAUAGACCUGCCACCGAAGAAGAAUUAAAAAAAUAUGCCUUUCUUACCUCUUUACUAAACUUAAAACCAGAAAAAACAAAACCACCAGCGAAUGUCGAAUUAUGGGUACAAUAUAAAGUCGUUAAGAGUGAUAAUGCAACCUAUACUUAUACGAUCACUAAUCGA
Racocetra persica is the source of this 171-nucleotide messenger RNA. The record is from the annotation of a GenBank genome assembly. NCBI's taxonomy places the organism in Eukaryota, Fungi, Glomeromycota, Glomeromycetes, Diversisporales, Gigasporaceae.